AAUUGGGUCGCGUAAAGAAGGAUAUAAAAUAAAAAAUAAAAAAGUCUCAACUAAUGAGAUAUUAAGGCGAGAUCAUUAAUUAAUUACCCAAACUGUCAAUUUGGUUUUUUUUUUGUAAAAUCAGACUAAAAAAAACUAACAUUAAAUCACUUUGAGUGUUAAAUUAAAACUAUUUAAUUAGAAAUGUUUAGGGUUCUUUUAGAUUUGUGUGUACUUUGUCACCUUUGCUCCUCCUCACCGUCUGCUGUCCUGGCUCAACUUCAGCAGACGGUGAGGGGGAGGGAGGGGCAGGUGUCACUGUCAUUCAGCCCCACAGCACCAGUGUGGUCGGGCCAGUGGGUAGGAGGGCCGGGGUGGGGUGGCGGGUACAAGCGUGGUCAAGGACUGCUAGACAUGUGGACUAGCUGGAAAAGAAGUUUGGAAAUCCUGCAUUUGUAACUGAGAACCAUGAGAUGUUAGCGAGCCGCCUGCUGCACGCUAACAUCACCCAGGACCACGGAGCCAACAGUUGGAUCAAGUUUUUGAUUUAAGGAGUCCCUGCCCUCCUACAGCACUCUGCCGUCUUCAAGACAUGAAAAAUCCAGAGUCCAAAGACAUGGAGGAGCAGAAGUCAGACGAUGCAGACUUGGCCAAGGCCAUAAUGGCUCAUCGGUUCCAUCCCUCCGUCAUCGGCCCAGAGGCCUGGGAAGGCUACACUUUCUCAGACCAGGAGAUCCGGAUCAAAGAGUCCACAGAUCUCUACGGAGCCGUCCUCUGGCCCUCGGCGAUGGUGCUGUGUCACUUCUUAGAGACCAACAGAGACAGAUACAACCUGGCAGACAAGAACGUCAUCGAACUGGGGGCCGGGACUGGACUGGUCACCAUCGUGUCCAGUAUGUUAGGGGCGAAGGUGACCUCCACUGACCUACCAGAUGUGUUGGGAAACCUCCGCUACAACGUCAUGCGCAAUACAAGGGAUCACUGCAAAUACACACCUGUGGUCACCGAGCUAACCUGGGGUCCAGACGUGAAGCAGCGUUUCCCACGAGCCACGCACAGUUUUGACUACAUCCUGGCAGCAGACGUGGUGUAUUCCCACCCAUACCUCCAGGAGCUGAUGGACACGUUUGACUUCCUGUGCCAGGACAACACGCUGAUCCUCUGGGCAAUGCGUUUCCGCUUGGACCCAGAAAACAGCUUCGUAGAUCGCUUCAAAGUGCGGUUCCACCUGGAGGAGCUGUACGACCUCCCGAGCCUCAGCAUCAAACUGUACCGAGCCUGGAGGAGGGACAAGAAGACACAGACGACGACAGACGACAGAUGUCUGUGACUGAAACAGACUUCAGUAACCAGUAACCAGUUGGUGUCAAACUCCAUCAGUCGUCCCGUUUUUACUUCCUGUUUUCCCUUUUUUUUGUCUUCCUUCUGCAUCACUUCCUUCUUUUCUUGGACAUCAGUUGUUGAUUAUUAUAUUUAUGACAGUGACGUGGUCCAGAUUCAGUGCACAAACCUUGACUUUGACAUAUGUGGGCUAACAGAAAUGAC
This is a messenger RNA of Cynoglossus semilaevis (tongue sole), 1524 nucleotides long. Its product is annotated as protein-lysine methyltransferase METTL21E-like. The coding region runs from base 572 to 1309 and encodes 245 amino acids. The record is from RefSeq and is a predicted model, not a curated record. The transcript has 5 exons. NCBI's taxonomy places the organism in Eukaryota, Metazoa, Chordata, Actinopteri, Pleuronectiformes, Cynoglossidae.